This is a messenger RNA of Drosophila serrata, 1994 nucleotides long. RefSeq names its product hydroxymethylglutaryl-CoA synthase (gene Hmgs). NCBI's taxonomy places the organism in Eukaryota, Metazoa, Arthropoda, Insecta, Diptera, Drosophilidae. Gene Ontology annotation, biological process: acetyl-CoA metabolic process. The record is from RefSeq and is a predicted model, not a curated record. Gene Ontology annotation, molecular function: hydroxymethylglutaryl-CoA synthase activity.
AGAGAGAUUCGAUCGUGUGAGCUUCGCGCUUGGUGCUCCGGUAGAAACCCGCGAUACCCGAAAACCCACUAACCAGUACUCCCCGCGGCACAAUAAGGCCAAAAAGUGAAAACCAAAAAGCCAAUAGGCCGUCUUCGUCGUCGUCGUGGUCGUCGCAGGUGCUAACAGUAACGCGCUCAGGAUUAUUAGAUUAAAUCAAUAAACAAUCAUGGCAUCCCAGUGGCCCCAGAACGUUGGAAUACGCGCCAUAGAGGUGCUCUUCCCCUCCCAGUACGUGGACCAGACGGAGCUGGAGACCUUUGAUGGCGCCUCCGCUGGCAAGUACACAAUUGGUUUGGGCCAGGCCAAGAUGGGAUUCUGUUCGGACCGCGAGGAUGUCAACUCACUCUGCCUGACGGUUGUGAGCCGACUGCUGGAGCGGCACCACGUAAAGCACUCGGAGAUCGGACGACUGGAAGUCGGUACCGAGACCAUUGUGGACAAGUCCAAGUCGGUCAAGUCUGUGCUGAUGCAGCUGUUCGCCGAGAGCGGGAACACGGACAUUGAGGGCAUCGAUACCACAAAUGCCUGCUAUGGCGGCACGGCGUCUCUGUUCAAUGCCGUCAAUUGGGUGGAGUCCUCCAGCUGGGAUGGCCGCCUGGCCCUGGCCGUGUGUGCUGAUAUUGCAGUGUACGCCAAGGGCGCUGCGCGUCCCACAGGCGGAGCGGGAGCCAUCGCUAUGCUGGUGGGUCCCGAUGCGCCGCUAGUCUUCGAUCGUGGCCUACGCGCCACGCAUAUGGAGCACGCCUACGACUUCUACAAGCCGGACCUCAGCUCGGAGUAUCCCACGGUGGACGGCAAGCUGUCCAUUCAGUGCUACCUUUCCGCCUUGGACACCUGCUACCGGCUGUACAGGAAGAAGUUCGGCCAGCAGAAGGAGAAUGCCAAUAAGAAGUGGAGUUUGGAUAACUUCGAUGCCAUCCUGUUCCACACGCCCUUCUGCAAGCUGGUGCAGAAGUCCGUCGGUCGCCUGAGCUUUAACGACUACCUGCUGAGCAGCGAGGAGGAGCGAGCCAAGCAGUUCCCCGGUCUCGAGCGGUUUAAUAGCUCCACGCUGGAGAGUACCUACUUCGACAGGGACGUGGAGAAGGCCUUCCUCACGCAGUCGUCGGAGAUCUUUGCCAGCAAGACCAAGAAGUCACUGCUGCUGGCCAACCAGGUGGGCAAUAUGUACACGCCAUCGGUGUACUCCGGUCUGGUGUCCCUGCUAAUCGGGGAGCCGGCCAAGGAUUUGGUGGGAAAACGCAUUGGUGUGUUCUCCUACGGAUCCGGACUGGCGGCAUCCAUGUACUCGAUAAGUGUCACUCAGGAUGCGGCAGCCUUUGAGCAGUUCGUCUCGAAGUUGGACUACGUGCAGCCACUGCUCAACUCUCGCGAAAAAGUGGCUCCGGAACAGUUCUCGUCGCUGAUGGAGGUGCGGGAGAAGAACAACCAUGCGGCACCGUAUACGCCAACGGGCAGCAUCUCCGCCUUGUUCCCCGGCACCUACUACCUGAAGGAUGUGGAUGCGCUGCAUAGGCGCACCUACGAGCGAACGCCGACCAUCAGCAAUGGAGUGCACUAACCUUAGGUUAUAUGGGGUCCUUGGUUUGGUUCCGGUUUCGCCUUCCAACUUGACAAUAACUCUAAUUCCCUCUUUCUCUCUCGACCAAACCCAUGUAGACGGUAACUAUUUAUAGCUGGUAUGAUGAUAACGAUCCCAGGGGUCGCUUUCCCUUCUAUUUCUUCUUAUUCUACGGGUCCUAAUCACAUAUAUAGUACACUACACCUAUUGUUAUUAUUUAUACAAGCUUGCGAAUCAAUAUUUUCAUCCAGUCAGACCUUAUUUAUACCAUGGAACAAGUCUUAACUAGUGUAGUAGGUACACUGCAAUUUAUGCCUAUAAAUGUACAAUACUUAUACCUGUGCGUGUGUGUAAAGCACACACACAAUCAAUUGAUUUACGAACAAUAAAA